AUGCGUCGGCGUGCGGCCCGACCAAAAUUACAAGCAAGGUCCAUCCCGAAAUUCCCUCCCCCUCCCCCCCUCUCCCCCCUCUUCCCCCUCUCUCCCCUCUUUCCCCUCGUCCUCAUUCUCCUCCUCGUCUGCCCCCCCCUGCCCCCAACCCAGGGUCACGCAAGAGGGGUUCUGCGGGAGGAAACUCCGCCUGCUCCAGCUGCUGGGGUCGAGCCUGUAAACGAGCCACGUAAUAACGAGUUCCUAGUCACCGAGCCUCUGGACACCUGCCCAUUGCCACGUCGGUCGCCAGUAGAGGGGAUCCACGUGGCCGACUCUGGAGCCUUAUCCGAGAAUCCGCACAUGCCACGUCAGACGCAGCACCGUCAAACCUCCUCCCUCGAUAUCCCUCCCACCAGAAACUCCUUAACUCCGCCGCUCCCCGCUUCCACCCCGCCCCCCCUUUCCCGUCCCCCGGCGACGCGCUCCCCCGCCCCGUUCUCGCCGGGAGCGGGAUUUCCACACUCCCCCGGCGCGCAGUCUCCGCCUCCCCUAGCAAUAGCAGUAGUUCCCGCGCACCCGUUCAAGCGCCGCGCGGUGGAGGGGCCUUCGCCGCCCCCUUCCCCGCUCCUGCGGCUCAACGAGAGCCAUCACUCUCCGCUUUCUUCGCCGUCUUCCGCGGUCUUUGGCAUCCGCGCUGCGCCUCUUAGCCCUUGCGCAUGGAAAGCGGGGGAAGGGGGAGGAGAGAGUGGGAGGGGUGGGGGAAGUCGGGGGAGCGUGGGAGGUGCGGGAGCGCAAUCCAGAGCGCACGAUGGUUCCGCGAGCGUAAUCGCAGGGUCUUCCGCAUCUCCCGCACCGGACUCCAGUGUAGUUUGGCCGGCGAAUGCGCCACGUGGCGGCCAGAUCCGCGGACCUCCUGCGCCGUCAGGCGCAAGAAAGGCAGAACCUUUGAGUCCUUAUCCAGACGCGCGGGAGCAGGGGGUGCCGCUUCCGCGCGCGCAAGAGCAAGAACGGCGGGUGGGCGGAAAGGCCUUAGCUUCCCCGCAACCCCGCGAUGGCCCCGUCAGCACAGUGACGCUUGAGUGGACUCAGAAGCCGCCUUCCCCGCGAUCCCGCGAUGCUCCCCCCCGCGCCGCGACUCUCUCCAGCGCGCUUCUCGCGCGCAUCGACGCGAUAUUCCUGAGCAAACGGAGCAAGGAGCGCGCGGAAGCCAAGGCGCAGGCGCAGGCGCAGGCGCAGGCGCGGCUGCGAGCAGCGGCGGGCGGCGGGUCGAAGCGGCGCGGGCAGGCUGACUCCGCCGCCGCCGCCGCAGCUGCAGCAGCAGCAGCAGCAGCGGGGAAACAGGAAGCUCCCGUCGCAGCGGAAACGGGAGUGGGAAAAAGCGCGGGUGUGUGGGGGAAGGUGGGUACAAAGGCGCGGCGGUCACUGUCUCUGGAUGGCACGGGGGCAAGCCGCGGGGAAAGGGUAUUUGCGGCGCUGGGGGAAGGAGGAAACGUGAAGGCGGAACCUGAGGUCUGGGAGGUUGGUGGGGGAGGCUCGAUUGGCGGGAGUGGGGGAAGCGGAGUAAGUGCGGGAAGUGGGGGAAGCAGGGGGAGCGGGGGAAGCGGGGGAAGCGGGGGGAUGAGUGGUACGCUUACUCGCGCUGCUGUUGUUGUCCCCAUGCCCGCCACCGCUGCCAUGCCUGCUCCCAUGGCUGCUCCCACGCCUGCUCCCAUGGCUGCUCCCACGCCUCUUCCCACGGCUCCUCCUUCGCUCACUCUCACGCACACCCCUACUGUACUCACAUCGCCGCUUGCACUGCCACCAGCAGCCACCACAGGCACAGCCGGUGCAGCAGGGCCAGCAGCAUCGGUCUCACCCUUCAAACAACCCGUGCAGCAGCAGCAGCAGCCCGGCCUUGAGCCCUCUUCAAGAACCCAUCCACCGGAACCCUCUUCUCCUCUGCCUCCUCCUCCUCCUCCUCCUACUUUUACUGCUCCUCCUACUGCUCUCGCCACCCCUCCCCCUUCUGCCCCCCCUGCCACUCCCCCUUACGUUCCCCUUCCCUCUCCCCUUUCUCUUGCCCCAGCUGCUUCCCCUGCUGCCCCGCCCGCUACCCCCCCUGCUCCAUCCGCGCGCCAUCCACCCCCUCACCGCUCCGUUCCCGCCCACCACCCUCAUCCCCCGCACCAUCCCCACCACCAUAACCACCCCCGCGUGCGGUACCGGGGGGUGCGGCAGCGGCGGUGGGGGCGGUGGGUGACAGAAAUCCGCGAGCCCACCACGCGUACGCGCAUCUGGCUCGGCUCCUAUGAUAACGCCGAGGAAGCCGCCCGUGUGUACGACAUGGCCGCCCGGCUGCUCAAGGGCCGGGCGGCAAGGCUUAACUUUCCCCACAGCGUGCAGCCAGUGGCGGUCCCCCGGGGGAUUGCGGAUGCUCUCAUGAGGGCUAGCCGGGCGGCAGCAGAGGCUGGGGGGGGGGAGGGUGGUGCGGGUGGUGUUGACGAUGGGGAGGGCGGUGCGGGUGGCGGUAUGGAUGAUUUGCAGGGUGGUCGGGAUAGUGUGGACGAUGGGCAUGGUAGGGAUGGGGAUGGGGAUGGUGGUGGUGAUGGGGAUGGUGAUGGGGAUUGGGGCAUCAGUGGUGGGUGCGGUGGUGGUGUGAUGGGGAUGGUGAUGGGGAUGGACGUGGUUGGUGCAGAGGCAGUGGGGGAGGGUGAGGCGGGCGCAGAGGCACAGGAGGUGAAGGCGUGGAGUGGUGAGAAGAUGGAGUGUGGCUCGGAGCAGGUGCAGCAGCAUCAGAGCAUGGUGCUUCAGCAUGCCGGGCAACCACCAGCCGGCCUACAGGAGCAUCACUAUUAUCAUCAACAGCAGCAACAGCAGCAACAGCAGCAGGAGCAGCAGCAGCAGGCGAGCAGUUUGGCACCUGAGAAUCCACCUGGCAGCCAGGCGCCAUCAUGGGAGGAGACCCUGAGAGACCUGGGCCUGGACGCACCCCUUCCCCCUGUCGCCCCUCCCCCUCCCCUUUGCCCCGCUCCCACUCCAAUUGCCCAGCCUCUCUCUGCUGCUCCCACCGCUCUCCACCGCUCUUCACCACCAGCAGCAACACCACCACCAUGUGUAACCCCAUCUCGCCCCUCCAGUACGCCUCCUCUUCCUCUCCUGCGCAUGCCCCUGUCGCUGCUCGCCUCCCCACGUGCGUGCACCCAUGUCCCUCCAUAUCGAUCAGCAGGCAGCCCCCUGCUCCACCUCCCGCCCUCGUUCCCUGCUGCUGCCUCCACCUCCGUGCCUGCUGCAACUACUGUAGCUGGUGCCACACCUGCUACAACAUCCGCACCUGCCACUACAGAACCCCCACCUGCUACAGCACCCUUACCAGAUACUACACCCAUCUCUCAAUCCUUCUCCCUGCUUCCCUGCUCCAGCCCCAACGAACGGACGGAUCAAAUAGACCAGAACAGCCAGAUGGAGCGGACGGACCAGAUCGAGCGAGCGGGCCAGAUGGGGCAGACAGACCAGAUUGAACGGACGGACCAGAUGGAGCGGAUGGAGCCCCCCUUAGAGCCUUAUACAUUGGAGCUUCCCCAGGUGCACUCCCACACCUCCACCGCCACCACUGUCACCAGCGCUACUGGUGGUAACACGGUUACCACAACUGGCACCACCAGCGGCACUGCCACCACCACGGCUUCUGAUUGGUCGGCGAACGUUCUUGUUGACUCCAACGAUUCCUCCAUGCAGAUUUUCGGGCAGACAAUGAAUGUUUUCUGCCCGAAUCAACAGUCGCCUACUGAAGUUUCUUGGAAUUCUCCAACCGAACCAUCUGUCCGAACCUCACUCCACCGAGCCUCUCUCUCUCGUCCGGCAACCGUCCCAGCCAAUCGUCCAGCCGUUCGCGCUACCGAACCUCCGCCUCUUGUCCUCCCACCCUCGCUAGAUGCCCUGUCAUUGGCCAGCCUCAGUGCUGAACCUCUGUUGCUGCCAUCCCUUCCGGAGAGGUUCGGGGGAGGUUUAGAGGAUGAGGGGGUGACUGGGGAUGAGGGGUGGUUCUUGUGGUCUGACCUGUAA
Closterium sp. Naga37s-1 is the source of this 4023-nucleotide messenger RNA. Lineage: Eukaryota; Viridiplantae; Streptophyta; Zygnematophyceae; Desmidiales; Closteriaceae. The record is from the annotation of a GenBank genome assembly.